Molecule: messenger RNA, 1746 nt
Organism: Gloeophyllum trabeum ATCC 11539
Lineage: Eukaryota; Fungi; Basidiomycota; Agaricomycetes; Gloeophyllales; Gloeophyllaceae
Exons: 7
Coding region: 1-1746 (581 amino acids)
Biological process (GO): protein polyubiquitination; protein monoubiquitination
Molecular function (GO): ubiquitin protein ligase activity
Source: RefSeq, a predicted model, not a curated record
AUGGAGCGUGAAUGGGGCAGGAGGCGGCGGAGGGAAAGGGAGGAAGCCGAUGCCCUGGAAAGAGCCAUAAGUAAACGACGGUGGAUCUACGAGCACGAUCUCUAUGCCAAACAUGUUGCCUCCAACCCUUACACACGCUACCGUCCCCAUCCUACUCCCGCCCAAUUCUCUGCCUCUGCAGACCUACAGAGUCGUGCGGCCAUUUUUGUGCGGAGGGAGCUAAGAGUCUGGCCCAGUCUGGAUGUAGAGUUCCUCACAACGUUCAUCUUGUCAUUGAUGAAAUCCAUCGAUAUACGCUCCGAAUCCGCUAUCAAACUCUUGGCCGAAUUUCUUGACAUGGACCAGCCAUACGUCCAGGGUGGCCGCUACAAAAAUGCUGAACACUUCGCCCAUGAGGUUUACUCAUAUCUACGCUCUCCUUACCGCGAUCUCUCAGUAUACGACUCCGUGGUGCAGUAUGAUACGCCAGAAGACAUCCCUCAACCUCCACAUGAAGACCCGCCCCGUAGCAGCCGCUGGCGUCCCUCCGUCUCCAGAUCCCCGUCCCCACAGCCUGGCCCAUUCACGCGUCGUGAAUCCCGUCGCGGACAGUCCGAAUAUGUCAGUGAGUCGCCUCAUGAUGGGUCGGCGUCCAGGUCUUCGGCAGGAAGAAAGCGGUCGUACGGGGAACGCUCCAGCGAUGUAGUGAAUCAGUCGACCGGCCGUGCACGGCGUAACAGGGAUGUACAGCGCGGAAGGCCAAGCGAGAAUCCGACGCGGAGUGAUACUCCUCAGCCGAGGCCUCAAGAUCGCAAGGAAGACCACGGGACCCAAUCAAUAAAUCGGGAUGACGUUGUUAUGGUGGGAGCAGUAGCUGGCAGGGACAAGGGAAAAGCCAAGGCCAAUACGGUGGAUAUCAUCGACAUCACUGAAAGUGAUAAGGAGGGAGAUCUGCGCUAUAAUUCGACGGUCGAGGCGGCCGCUCCUGCCAAUGGAACAGCGUUGCGGGGAGGACCUGAGGCAGCGGCUGAUACUCCGGCAAGCUCCACGCUACCUUCGCACCCAGCGGUGACAGGCACACAAUCAACCGACCAACCCAGCGGAACAGAGGAUCAUGGGGUCAGCGGGUCUCCUGCGCGGAUCGACGGUGGCCCAAAUCCUCCACGACGCGUUCGGCCGCGGUUGAACCUUCGGGACUCUGUGCACGCUCAUCUCAACGGGCGAACCCGUCGACCGGGAGACGCCGCUCAGAUUCAGUCGGCGGAUCUGGCGGAACUCCCGUCCAUGGGAACCUCUUCUGCUCAGGGCCGCCUGGCUGCGGCUGCUCCUUCUCUGUUGGCUCGAAUUACGGAAUCGAAAUCAAGUUCGUCGUCCGGAAAUAUACAGGCUGAUAAAGCUCCCGGUAAGGCGGAUAACGACCAGGGUGCAGGUCAAGUUCAGGAAGAGGCUCGUUCCGUGGCGAGUGGCAAGGUUGACGGCUCUGACCCGCUCCAGGAGUUUGUGAAUCCGUCGACAUCAGCGAGUCCGAGGGACGUGGCAAGUCUGCGGCAACGACUGCAGGAGAAACUAGAAGAAGAGAAAAGGCGCCACCAGCCCGGACAUGAGGUCGGGAAGUCGGAGCUUGUGGCUGCCACGCGUGCUUCCUCUGAAAGCGGGGACAUUGGGAACGUGGAUACUCUUGCAGCGGAAGGCAAAUUACGCAUGCAAGCUCGAUUGCGCGCACGUCUUGCAAUGGCGAAGAAAGGCAUGGCCGAGGGUCAAUGCUGA